Exophiala spinifera is the source of this 693-nucleotide messenger RNA. RefSeq lists its product as uncharacterized. NCBI's taxonomy places the organism in Eukaryota, Fungi, Ascomycota, Eurotiomycetes, Chaetothyriales, Herpotrichiellaceae. The transcript has a single exon. Bases 1 to 693 code for a protein of 230 amino acids. The record is from RefSeq and is a predicted model, not a curated record.
AUGUCGUAUCCAAGAGUGUCACUAGAAUACUCUGAAGGAGAUCAAGAUCUGAGCAACAAGACUUGGAUGCCUCUGCGCAGUCAAAAAGGUGCAGGGCAGAAAUACUUUGGAUACAUCGUCGCUUUUGGAUGCUUCAUUGCUGGACUACUAGGAUAUGCCUUUGUGCGCGGGCAUACGAGCAGUGACGCUGUCGAUACAUGUGGGCUCUCAGCGUCCGAUGCUGUGAGACGCGGGUGCAGCUUUGACCCUGUGUCUUUCGCUUGGCUGCCAAAGCGCUGCUUUGAUGAAGAACUCACCGCGCAAUUCCUUGCCCAGCGCGAUUGGCAAUGGUAUAGAGAUUCUAAUGGCACGGUCCCUGUUCAGUACGAGGCGCUGCGCAACGGAGAAUAUUCGGAGCUGUAUGUAACACAGGAAUAUCACAUGUACCACUGCACCUACAUGUGGAGGAAAAUGCAUCGAGCCAUCAUACACGGACAACCACUUGACGGAUACAUCGGCCACCUUUCCCAUACGUCGCACUGCGAAAAGAUGCUAUUGAACCACGGUGCCGCACUCAACUUGACGAACACCAUCAUCGCCACAAAGUUCGUCAACUGUCCAAAGAGUCAGAGAAGCUUGGGCGACAAAGGCUGGUAUCUCAUGGUGGAUGGACGGCAAGAUUUUUCGGGCUUUCCACACCACAACCAUAAUUGA